Messenger RNA from Malania oleifera, 399 nucleotides. RefSeq lists its product as uncharacterized. The coding region runs from base 1 to 399 and encodes 132 amino acids. The record is from RefSeq and is a predicted model, not a curated record. The transcript has 3 exons. Lineage: Eukaryota; Viridiplantae; Streptophyta; Magnoliopsida; Santalales; Ximeniaceae.
AUGGCUUUCAAUCCCAUGGUUGUUAUUCUCAAAGAAAACAAACUUGUUGAACCUAAUUAUAUUGACUGGAAAAGGAACUUGGAUACUGUACUCACUGUAGAGGAGUGCAAGUAUGUGCUCAUAGAGCAUCAGUUUAUGCCUUCAGCCUAUGAUAUAAUGCAAAACCUCAAAGAAAUGUUUGGGGAUCAAAAUCCUGCUGGUAAGGGGACCCCGAUAAGAGAUCAUGUUCUGAAGAUGAUUGGUCUUCUCAAUGAGCUAGAGAUCCUCGGGGAUGAAAUCGAUGUGGAAACCCAAUUUGAUAUUGUUCUCCAGUCGCUGCCUGACUCUUUCAAGUACUUUUGCAUGAAUAAGCUCUCUUACUCAUUGGCAGAACUACUUAAAGAGCUUCAAGCAGCUUAG